Molecule: messenger RNA, 5757 nt
Organism: Mercurialis annua (annual mercury)
Lineage: Eukaryota; Viridiplantae; Streptophyta; Magnoliopsida; Malpighiales; Euphorbiaceae
Exons: 10
Coding region: 140-5218 (1692 amino acids)
Source: RefSeq, a predicted model, not a curated record
UUUGAAUUCUAAUUAAGUCCCCGCUCACUUCAUCUGUUCUAUCUCUCUCUCUCUCUAUUCUCAAUUUCUCAUGCAUUCAACAAACUUACAAUGGCGACGACGAGUUACUAAAAGACUGUGAACACCAAAGGCGACGAAAAUGACGACGCUGGAGAAGCUGUUCGUGCAGAUCUUGGAGAGUAAUAAGAGAACAAUCGAACAAGUUAAGAACCACACUCAGUUAUUCGAUCAACAUCUCGCUUCUCUCUGUCUUCUUCAAGAUCUAAAUCCCCCUUCCUGGCUACUUCCUUCACAUCCUAAUCAGUUGAAUAAAGAGGAGCUUAUAUCGGAACUUUUACUUCCGCGUCCACGGCCUGCAAACCCUUUCUCAAGUAGCUACCACUCCCAAUGUCGAAACCACGUUGUUACUAAUGAUUCUACUAGGGAGUUUCCUACUGCUUCAUGCACAGAAGUUGGUGCUUCGCAUAAUGGCACAAAUCCAGGUGAUAGGUUGUUUAGUUUGCCUACGUUACCUGAUGAUGAUGAUACUCGCUGUACAACUAAUGGUGUUGCCGAAUUGGAUCCUAGUGUUACAUCCCCUGUGGAAUGUGCAGAUGCAAGAAUGAUAGAUAAUACUUAUGAUGGAGUUUCCGCAUUAGAUUCUGGUCUUCCAUCUCCUCCAGAUUGUGGAGACGCAAGAAAGUUAGAUAAUACCUGCAAUGGUGUUGCUGCAUCGGAUCCUACUGUUACAUCUCCGCCAGAUCGUGGAGAUGCUAGGGUGUUUGAUAGUAGUGCUGAUCAUAAUCGAUCAUUGGUCAAGAUUCAAAGAUCAAAGUCCAGGCAAAGGGAUUUGCAGCUUCGUAACAGUUCAAAAGUAAGAAAAACAAAGUUGUCUGAUGAAGAUAAUGAUGGCCAUGGUCGUUAUAAUAAUCAAAGAAUAGGAUCCGGGAUAAAUUCUUUACAGUAUGAUCAUGUUGAUGACUUGGUGCUGGAUAAACCAGUUGAUGUAGAUAAUGGAGGCUGUGCUGAAGAAGAGCAUGCGAAAGUAGCUAAAGGUGGAGGCAAGGAGGAUAUUCAUAUUUUUCAUGGUGAAGCAUUGGGAUCUGGAAAUUCUACUCAACAAGCCAGCUCUAUCAAGGUAGACUGCAUUAAAUAUACAGAAGUGUUAAUAGAACAGCCAAACAAUUGCAAUGAGAUCCCAGAAAUGGUUGAUCAUUCUGUUCCUGCUACUGAAAGUUUUAAGGCAGAAGAAGCAAAUAUGGCUGAGUGCAGGAACACUGAAACGAAUGGCAUUGUUUGCUCUGAUAAAAUUACAAGAGGUAGGAGUUCAUCUCAACCUAGCACUUUGAAAAAGACUUUGGGAGCUGGCAACUCUUCUUGCAUUGCUGAGAAACCUGAAAAGUCUCUUGACAAAUUAUCAUCUAAGCAGCCUAGUUCACGUAGCGAGUUAUUGAAAUUAAUGGAUUCUCCUUCCGCUGUUUCUUAUGAAAGACAUAGAUUUGAAGCAAAAACAAGCAAUAAACAUGUCAAUGACAAGGGAAGUGACAGUUAUGAUGGAAGAAUUACAAGAUCCAAGAGUUCUAGCCAACAAUCUAAUUGCGUAAAUAAACAUUUAGAUAUUGAUUGUUUUGUUCGUGAUAGUACUGGGGUGAAAGAUAAUACGAGGGAGUGCCUGAAUGAUGGUGCAGCAAGUAAUGCUUAUUGUGAUAGAAUAAGAAGCUCUUCUUCAAUUCAGAAACUUAAUAAUGUUAAAGAGUUCUCAGAAGUGGAUAACUCUUCUGAUAUGAUGAGGGAUGAUAAUAAUACAAUUGUAGAGUCUCUCGGAAAAUCUUCACAACCCCCUCAAGUGUCAAGUGUGGGUCACAAGUUUAAUUUUCAGGCUCCAUCAAGAACUCAACCAAAUGUCCUCCCAUGUACUGAAACCGUUACAUGUGUCACUGAUAAAGACUGUCAUGGCCCAGCUCAGGUUCAUUCUGUUACUUCUAAGUGUAACUCGGAGAAUGCCAGAUGUGGAAUGCAAGUUUUAGAUUUGAGGUCGCUUAGUGAAUAUGCUGAGCUUGUGAACCCGAAGCAGCUUAAUUUUGAUGAUUUGGAGGACAACAGCUUGCUUAAAACUUGUGAUCCUGCAUCCGAGUAUAUACAAGAAGACAUAGAGAAACGAGUUUCUCCCUUGCAAUCUACAGAUGUAAUGAACAAACUGACAUCUGUUGGUUACCAGGAAAUGCAUAACCUAUCUACUGAAAAGCAACUCCUGGAGGAGCAUGAACUUUCUAGAAAAUCUUGCAAGGAAUCAUCGGAGUUUCCUAUGAUGAGUGAUGCUGUUUUGGUGAAAGAAAGUACAAUGUAUUAUAUGCACCAGCAAACGGAUCCAUGCAUUUAUCAAAAUCAUGAAGCAGAUUCAGGAUCGUGGCCUCAGCAUAAGAGAAUAAAGAUAGGGGGUCAACAUACCAAGGCAGUUUCUUCUUUUCCAAACUUGAAAAGAAAGCCGUAUCAGCCAACGGACACUUAUGGUAAGGGAAAUUCAGCGCCAUUAGAUGUCAAGUGUCCAGUUGAAGACAUGCAUUGCAGUGUGGAGAACAAAAAAAUUGAGGAAUCUGAGGUUUCAUUAUCUAAGCUGCAUGUUGAUGAGGUGCAAAUAAGCUUGGAAGGGAUAAAUAGAAGUGCUUGUAAUCCUUCUCCUUUGAUGCCUGAACAACAAGGAACAUCUUCAAUCUCAAAUCUGAAAAGGCUAGCUGUUGGAGUUUCUCAAAGCUGUUUGUCGGAGAAGGGUGAAGUUACUGAUUCUGUUAGCACUGUAUUUGGUGAGAUAGAGAAGGACUCUGCAGAUGAGAACCGUGUUACUUGGGAGUACACUUCAGAAGAGAACCAAGUAACAGGGGAGUACACUGCAGAAGAGAACCAAGUAACAGGGGAGUACACUGCUGUAGAGAACCUAGUGACGAAUGAGUGCACAGCAGAAAAGAACCGAUACCGAGUUGCUGGAAAGUACACAGCAGCAGAGAACCAAAUCGCCGGGGAAAACCCUGCAGAAGAGAUUCUAGUUACAAAGGACUACACAGCAGAAAAGAAGGAAGACCGAGUUGCUGGGGAGUACACAGCAGCAGAGAACCGAGUUGCUGCGGAGACCACUGCAGAAGAGAUUCUAGUUACAAAGGAGUGCACAGCAGAAAAGAAUCAAAACCGAGUUGCUGGGGAGAAUACUGCAGAAGAGAUUCUAGUAACAGAGGAGUACAAAGCAGAAAAGAACCAAGUUGCUGAGGAGUACAUUGCAGAAGAGAACCUAGUUUCAGGGGAGUGUAAUGAAGAAGAGAACCGUGUUUUAUCUCAACUUGAAGGUGAAUUAGAAUUUGAUGAUGCAGAAAUUCUGAAUUAUACUGAACAUGCCAUGCAGGAAAUUAAAUAUCAUUUUGAAGGAAAUGACAACUUGCCAUAUUCUUCAUCUGGUUCUCCUAUGUGCCAACCUGUGAUUGGUAAUGAUCAAAAUAUGCCCGAGUUUGAGGGUUUUUUCAUGGGAACAGAUGAAGAUCAGCCAUGCACUUCUAAGGGAGUCAACUUUGACAAUUGGGAUCUGGAGAGCCUUUUCAAAUCCACUUGCCUGCAUACACCACUUUCUCAUUUUUCAGCUACAUACCGUUUGAAUGAAGCUCUAAUUUUAAAUCAGUCUAUUCCAAAAGGGCUCUUGGAGGAAAUUGAAAUGAGAAACACCCUUAAUAUGCAUGGUGAUGGGAGUGAGCAACUUGGCGGCAGCUACAGUUUCUUGGAUGAGGAAAUUGACACUGACCGUCAUGCCAUUUCUUUGCCACUUUCUAGCAACCAAUCUGCAUGCGAUAUUACAAAACCUUAUAUGUCUCCUGUUGCGAAGUUUUGGGAUGGAAUUCCUUUAAAAUCUGGCAGUUCUGGUAAACGAGUGAGCUCAGUUUCAGAGCUUCCAUGUAUUAAUGAAGAAAAUGAGACUGCAGAUGAUGUUCCCGACAUACUUCUGGAAGGCACUGGUGCAGAAUUGGUGGUUGACUCAGUCAAAAGGGAGCCGCUUGCUGAUAUCUCAAAAAAUUUGACUCAUCUGUUGUCAGUUUAUGAAACUGAGAUGUGUGAUGAUAGAGGGAGUCUUGCUUCUAUGAAAACACAGGUCAGCUUUAGUGGAACUUGUGACAGGGCCAAAACGAAGUUGGGAAACAAGAGUUGUAAGAAGAGAAGAAUUACUAGAAAGGACAACGAGAACAAUAAAUUAUCACUAGGAAGGGAUGAUAUUAAAGGAGGCAAAGGAUCACUUCAGAACACGUUUAGCAGGCCAAAGUUAUCUGGAAAAGCUAGUUUCAGAAAUGGACCGAGUGUGUCAGAGAAAGAGACCAGAGCUAACAAUAUUGUGUCAAAUAUCACUUCCUUUAUCCCAUUCGUGCAACAAAAACAAGCUGCUGCUGCUGCAGUCAUUACUGGAAAGAGAGACAUCAAAGUGAAGGCCUUGGAGGCUGCUGAGACUGCAAAGAGAAAUGCAGAAAAGAAGGAGAAUGAAAGAAUGUUGAGGAAGGAAGCCAUGAAAGCUGGGCGAGCAAAAGCAGAAGAAAAUUUGAGGCAAUUGGAGCUAGAGAAGAAAAAGAAAGAAGAAGAGAGAAAGAAAAAGGAGGCUGAUAUGGCAGCAAAGAAAAGACAGAGGGGAGAAGAUGAAAAGGAGAGAAAAAUAAAAAGAAUGCGUGUUGAGGAAGCAAAGAGACUGCAGUUAGCACAUGAUAAAAAAUCUCACGUUGAGAAAGAAGAUGAAAAGGCACACAAGAGGAAGGAAUCAAAGGCCAGACUAGGAAAACUUGAGAAAAUUCAAAGACCAAAGGAAGACAAAAAUCUGCAGAUGGUGCCUCAGACUGAACCUAAGACUUCCAAGGCGCCAAUGACUGACAUGAUUAACACAAGUGUCAUUCCUGAAGGCCAUAAGGCUUUGAAUGAUUUUGGAGAGAACUUAAAGAUUAUGGAAUCCAUUCGCAAGACAAAUGAGAGUACAAGCCCAAUGUCCUGUAUAACUCGAGAACAAUCAUAUGAGAUUUCUCCAUAUAAAGGUUCAGAUGAUGAAGAUGAGUACGAAGAAGACGAUAUACGAAAAAAUAAAUUUAUCCCUUCAUGGGCAAGUAAACGUCGUGGGACUACGGUUGAUUUAUCCCAACAAAGAAUUGAUCCAAAAUCAAUUUUUCCACCUGAAAGCUUUGGUCGUUUAGCUGAAGUUCUCUUGCCAAGAAGGCUUCAGCGAAAAUAGCCGGCAAUGACAAAAAAGUUGGACAAUGCUAUAUAUUAUACUGUCUUUGUUCUUCGGUCAUUGCAUCAAGAGCCUUUUGUUUAGGCCGAAAGAUUUUGAAAAAGCAACUGGGUUGGAAUUUAGGAGCAGGUGAUGUUCUUUUAACACAUUCAUAGUGGAAGAUUGUAAAUCUAUAAUAAUGUACAUAUUAUUAUUAAUCCUUAGUAACCUGAGAUUAACAAUCUCUGUAGCUAGUAGUUUAUCAUUGCCCUGGCCAGAUGAGAAAUCUAGAGGAAGAGACUUUGAGUAGAUGGCGUGCACUUAACCAUUGAUCCUAACAUCUUUUGACGGCUAAACAAGUCCCACUUAGCCAACUAGUUAGAUUUUAGAAUCGUCCAAGUAUUUUUUGUGAGAUAAAAAGUGUUUUGAUUCUUCUUAACGGCUAGCUGACGUGUAGUAGUAUCAUUUUUCAUUUGAAUUAGAGAAGUUGGACCCUAGCUCACGUGGCCUUUUACUGUCACUUUUGAAUAUUUGAUAAUACUACAAUUUCAUAUUUCUUU